UCGGCAGUUCCAGCUUAAUUUCUCACAACAAAAAACUCAUUUCAUCAAUCACUUCAAAUCAUUUUCUUCUGGGAAAUGGCUUCUAAUGUUAAAGCAUCAACUGCUCUUGUUCUUUCUCUUAACCUUCUUUUCUUUGCUUUUGUAAGCUCUCACAACGUGGAAAACCCCGUUUUUAUUCAUCCCGGAGAUGUGUACCAUAAUGGCAGAAUCACUCAUGGUCAUCCCGGUACAUGCAAUCCCCUAAAUCUCGGUGUAUGCCUUGGCCUGUUGGAUUUGGUGGGUGUUAGUGUCGGAAACGUACCUACAGAACCAUGUUGCAGCGUGAUUCAAGGAUUGGUCGAUCUUGAAGCUGCAGUUUGCCUUUGCACUGCUGUCAGAGCCAAUGUGUUGGGCAUUCCCAUCCACCUUCCUAUUUCAUUGAGCCUCUUACUCAAUAAAUGUGGAAGAGAAGUAGCUACGGAAUACAUUUGCAGCCCUUAAAUAGCCUUCUUCCCACAUUCUUUGCUUUAAUUGUGUCUUGAAGUUUCCGUUUUCUAUUUGUUCCAUUUUUUAUGUUUCCUUUCUGAUUAAGUCUUUGUAUUGUUGCUCAUGAGUUGAGGACGGCUUUCAACCUUCCCUUUCAUUUUUAUUCUAAAUAAAAUGAGAAUAUUAUUUGAACAAAAAAUCCUAUUUUAUCAUAAUGAGUUGGAAGGGGUGUUUUUAGGGGGAAAAAUCAUAAUUAAUAUUUUCAACAUUAUUUUUAAUGUUAUAUGACUACCAAGUGGAUUUUUUA
Molecule: messenger RNA, 772 nt
Organism: Gossypium raimondii (Peruvian cotton)
Lineage: Eukaryota; Viridiplantae; Streptophyta; Magnoliopsida; Malvales; Malvaceae
Product: putative lipid-binding protein AIR1
Exons: 1
Coding region: 76-480 (134 amino acids)
Source: RefSeq, a predicted model, not a curated record